GGACACGAUCUCCAGAUCUGAAGUGGACGCUGUCUUUCUUGUGCGUCCAAAACAGCGAUGUCGGUCGGUGUUCAGCCUCGAGUGUGAUGGGACCCUGCGUGUUCUGUGCCACCCAGUGCCUUGUGUACGCUAAACCAAAACAGGACAUGGCUCUUCAAGAAAACCCGUGUCGAGACAUGUGGGUGGCUCAAAAAAUUCAAGCAUAGGUCCGUCUGUCCUUCAUCAUUGUCCAUUUCAGCGAUGGCACCCGUCAAGCCGACGUCAAAGGAAAAAAGGCGGGGGGUAGAUCCUCUGGCCAUCAAGCAGCGCACCGGCUAUCAGGCGAGGGCUACGGAUUCUGUCUUCACGACCACCAAGAAGGACAAGCAAUUGAUGAAGCGGUCCAUCUUCAUGUCCAAGGUUCUCGACGCUGGCGUCAAGAAGCACAAGCGCCGUCGACCGGGGAAGAAGCUGGUGGCCAACCUUGAAAGCCUCGAGGAUGCCAUUCAAGACGUUGCUGACAGCAGUGCGCAGCGUCCACCGCAAAUGCGGAACGUCAGGGAGGGCCGCGGUCAGGCGAAGCGAAUGGAAAAGGUCCUCAAGGAUGAGCGAGAUCGUUUCGGGAAGAACUUGGCUGUCUUAAGCGCUUCUUCGCAAAGUGCGGCCCAGGGAGCCUCAAGCACGGGUAGCAAGUUUGCGGCCCUACGCGCACAUAUCCAGGCGAACAUGUCGUCUGCGGCGCCAGCAGCUGGAGGAGGCUGAACUUUUCUAGAGCGCGAAGCGCUGAGAUGCAAAACAACAUCCACGGGCGGUCGCGAGCCUAUUUCAGAUAAUGCUGCAAGUCAGCACCUAUCACAAUCCUUUGUCACCUCUAGGAACCCUAGGAAAAGUGCUGAGUUGCACCGCCAUAUGUUACUCAGCAUAUCCGGCCAGGCUUCCGGGCCUUGUUGAAUUUAAUGUAGAUGCAUGAGUGUGCAGGAGCAAAAAAAAGGAAGAAAGGGAACGCGACGGGUCUAAAUUGGGUCGAUUUGACUGUCGUAUGCGAAAUACAUCACGAUAUAGAACUAUAUUAUACAUGGAUAUCAAACAUCCGUCCUAGGAAGGAGAACAAUCUCCGAUAACUCG
Molecule: messenger RNA, 1104 nt
Organism: Verruconis gallopava
Lineage: Eukaryota; Fungi; Ascomycota; Dothideomycetes; Venturiales; Sympoventuriaceae
Exons: 2
Coding region: 241-741 (166 amino acids)
Biological process (GO): maturation of SSU-rRNA from tricistronic rRNA transcript (SSU-rRNA, 5.8S rRNA, LSU-rRNA)
Cellular component (GO): preribosome, small subunit precursor; nucleolus; 90S preribosome
Source: RefSeq, a predicted model, not a curated record